GAAGGGUCUAGGCCCGAAACGUCAGCUUUUGUGCUCCUGAGAUGCUGCUGGGCCUGCUGUGUUCAUCCAGCCUCACAUUUUAUUAACUGACUAUGUCCCUCUGGUGGAGGUGGCUGAUUGACUGACUUUGUCCCUCUGGUGGAGGGGGGAGCUGACUGUGUCCCUGUCACGGAGGACGGCAGCUGAAUGUUUCCCUCUGGCGGAGGCGGUCAGUUGUCUGACUGUGUACCUAGGCGGAGGAGAGGAGCUGACUGUGGCCCUGUGUCGGAGGCGGGGAAUUGAUUGACUGUGUCCCUCUGGCGGAGGCAGGCCGUUGACUGACUGCGGCCCUGUGGCGGAGGCGGAGAGGUGACCGUGUCCCAGUGGCGGAGGCGGGGAGCUGACUGGUUUGGGGGUGUGUUCAGUGUGUCUCCGUCUUUAUUCUGCCGCCCGGGUAAAGUCGCGUUUGCUGAAUAUGGCGGGACGCGGGAAGAGGAAGGCUGCAUUCAGAAGCUCCGAGUCUAAGAACCCGGUAGCUGAAGAUGGUAAGAAGAACCGAGGAGAGAAUUCCAGCAUUCCUGAGGAACUGCGACAAGAAGUUCGGGAUCUCUACAAGCUACAGAUGCCAGAAGAUUUUUAUCACUUCUGGGAAUUCUGUGAGAAGCAAGAUCCAGAGAAUCCAUGCGAGGCACUAAAGUCCAGCCUUGGACUGCGACUUGUUGGGCCAUAUGAUAUUCUGGCAGGAAAACACAAAGCAACAAAGAGAUCAGAGCCUAAUUAUCUGUUGCACUGGCGUUACUUCUAUGACCCCCCAGAAUUUCAGACCGUCAUCAAUGGAGACUCUGAAACGCAACAUCACCUUGGCUACUUCAGAGAUUCUCCAGAUGAAUUGCCGGUAUUCGUAGGGGCAAACGAGGCAAAGAACGGCUGCUCGGUGGUUCAAAUGGGAAACAAUUUGUUUAGUGCAGUGAACCUCCUUCUGUCCAGAAGACUGAAAGAAAUGGGUAAUAGAAGUCAGAGCAGUGUUUUGAAAGAGCUCGAGACCAAACUGACUACAGUAGCGAAGAAAUUAGGUUAUUCCCUAGAACAGAAAACUAAAGAAAUGAAGCAAAGGGAUAGGAAGGUUGCUACCAGAACCUUUCAUGGAGCUGGUUUGGUUGUUCCAAUCGAUAAAACUGGUGUAGGUUAUAGAGAGCUUCCUGAAACGGAUGGAAGUCUGAAAAAGAUCUGUAAAGCAAUUGUAGAAGCUCCAACUGAUGAAGCCCGGAUUAAAGCAUUUGCCCCAAUUCAAGAAAUAAUAACCUACGUUCAGUUUGCAAAUGAUGAAUGUGACUAUGGAAUGGGCUAUGAACUAGGAAUCGAUCUUUUCUGUUAUGGAUCGCAUUAUUUUCACAAAGUAGUGCAGCAGUUGUUACCCCUAGCAUACAAGCUGCUGAAGAGGCACCUGUUUGCUGAGAUUAUUGAGGUACAUUUGGUCAACAGAAAUUGGAAUGAUCUGGACCAACUGACUGUUUGAUGUUUGCCACAAAGAAAUCUGAAUCUUCAUUUAAAAAAAACUGGAUUUACAAACCUACUGCAUAAACUAGAAUGUUCUGUCUGCAUUGUAUACUGUUUAUUUUGAAGAAACAAUUUAACUUUUUUUAAA
Stegostoma tigrinum is the source of this 1624-nucleotide messenger RNA. RefSeq names its product histone PARylation factor 1. The coding region runs from base 455 to 1495 and encodes 346 amino acids. Gene Ontology annotation, biological process: DNA damage response; regulation of protein ADP-ribosylation. NCBI's taxonomy places the organism in Eukaryota, Metazoa, Chordata, Chondrichthyes, Orectolobiformes, Stegostomatidae. The record is from RefSeq and is a predicted model, not a curated record. Gene Ontology annotation, molecular function: histone binding; poly-ADP-D-ribose binding. The transcript has 8 exons. Gene Ontology annotation, cellular component: nucleus.